UAGUUAUAUUGUAGACAUAUUUACACCAUUAACUUUCAUUUCGGUAGUGUCAGUGUAAAUUUCUAUAUCAUACAUAUCGUGCAGAAUCGCAUAAGUAAUUACAUUUAAUUAGAAGCACCAAAAUAUUCGUUAAAAUUAUUGUUAUCAUAACUUAAUUGAUUUUAAAUUGAACACAUUUAUUUGUCAAAUCUUCAGAGAAAAAAAUCAUCAUUAUGAUCAUCAGAUUACCUUCAAAACGAUGCAGCCUUCUUACUGGAUUAGUUAUAUUGAUGACCAUCGCUGUGUUAUUCGUAUUUUAUUCUCUGAACAUAGUCAAAAAUGAAAUCUGGGACCCGGAACUCCCUCCACCGCCAUCCAGUUUGCCGAUGGGAGUCUACAGCAAGGUUGGCGUUGUGUCUAAUGGAGGACCCUGCUCUCAAAUCGGAGUGGAUGUGAUGUCCAGAGGCGGGAAUGCAAUAGAUGCAGCGAUAGCUACGUUGUUAUGCGACGGUGCCGUUUGUCCACAGCAAAUGGGCAUUGGUGGUGGAUUUAUAAUGAGCAUUUACAACGCUACGACCAAAAAAGUAACGUCAAUCAAUGCACGUGAAACAGCUCCGGCCGCGGCAAAUACUGACAUGUUUGUAAAUGAACCCACAAAAUCCAUGUAUGGUGGACUGGCGGUUGCAGUUCCAGGUGCCCUUAAAGGCUACUCGGCCAUAUAUAACUUGUACGGUGGCGGAGUAAGAUGGGAAACUUUGUUUGAUCCAACCAUAAAACUAUGCGAAGAAGGUAUAACGAUCAGUGAUCAUCUACAUUAUUCCUUGCGGUUUGAUGAAAAGUUGAUACAUAAUGACACAAUGCUCAGAAACAUUUUUAUCGACGAAAACAGUGGAUACUUGAAGUCAGCCGGGGAUACAUAUAAGUUACCGAAGUUAGCAGAAACCCUGAAAAUAAUAGCAAUAGAAGGUGUAAAAGCAAUAUAUAACGGAUCGUUAACAUCUAAAUUAGUGCACGAUUUAAGAAAAGCCAAUGGUAUUAUUACAAAUAAAGACUUCGCUGAUUAUAAGGUUGAAAUCGAGGAAUCUUUUUCAGUAAACUUAACAAGUGGACAUACAAUACAUUUGGGACCGCCACCUGGUUCUGGUAUAAUAUUAGCCUAUAUUCUCCGUAUACUGGAUGGCAUUUUACCGGCACCUGAUGUUGGUUUAGACGAACAUCGGUUAGUAGAAGCUUUUAAAUUUGGAUAUGGUGAACGAUCCCAUUUAGGAGACCAUCAGUUCGUGAACGUAUCUGAAAUUUACAAUAAAGUAAGCUCGGAUAGUUUCAUCGAGAGUAUAAGAAAUAAAAUUCUUGAUAAUUUUACUUCGUUAGAUCCAAGAUACUAUGGGGGUGAUUUUUAUACACCAGAAGACCACGGUACGGCUAACAUAGUCGUAACCGAUUCAAUGGGGAACACUGUUGUAUGUACCAGUACAGUAAAUACAUUUUUUGGAAGUGGCUUCGUGUCACCUAGCACUGGCAUCAUUUUCAACAACCAAAUGAACGAUUUUUCUACUCCUGGAGUUACAAAUUUUUAUGGGAUCCCAUCUUCACCGACCAAUUACAUAAAACCAGGCAAACGGCCAAUGUCUUCAAUGUGUCCGACUAUAUUUACCGACGCAAAUGGUGACUUUGUUCUUGGAGCGGGAGCAGCUGGAGGAUCUAAAAUCACUCUUACUACAGCAUAUAUGGCUGCCCAUAAAUUAUGGUAUAAUAAUACCCUGAAAGAAGUAUUGGACAAACCUAGAAUAUACCACCAACUUGUACCAAUGGAAAUUCUUUAUGAACACCGUACGACUAAGAGCGUUCUACAAAAACUUAAAGACAUCGGUCAUCCAGUAUCCCUAGUUAAUUAUACUAAAUGUUCAGCAGCAUCGGCUAUUAGCAAAUCUGCUACAGGAAUGAUCGAAGCUAUGUCAGAUUUCCGGCGGCCAGGAAAUACAUCAGGAUAUUAAUACGAUAAUGUUUAUUAAUUGAUAACUUUCAAUAUUUUUUCAGUUAAUUCUAAAAGUUUAAUCUCAAACCAUAAUCAUGCAAGUUAUGUAGGACAUGUGAUCUAAAAUAUUUAUUUAUAUAAUUAUUUUCUAUGAAAAUUUUGAAAUAUAUAACUACCUAUAUUAUUAUAUUAAUAAGUUCAACAAAAUAUGCUUAUUGGUUGGGCUUCCAACUUUUGAUUAUAUUAAUAUGUUAUUUCUAAACUUAUGUAUUGUUAUUGCUAAAUAUACUAUUAUAUACA
Molecule: messenger RNA, 2254 nt
Organism: Myzus persicae (green peach aphid)
Lineage: Eukaryota; Metazoa; Arthropoda; Insecta; Hemiptera; Aphididae
Product: gamma-glutamyltranspeptidase 1-like
Exons: 10
Coding region: 213-1973 (586 amino acids)
Biological process (GO): glutathione catabolic process
Cellular component (GO): plasma membrane
Molecular function (GO): glutathione gamma-glutamate hydrolase
Source: RefSeq, a predicted model, not a curated record